AUACAAGAGGUUUUACUGAUUUAAUAAAUGUCUUGAUGAGGUAGUUUUAACAGAAUCGGAUUAAGUUACCAUCGGACAUCCGAAGAUGACACCUUCACCGAACAUAAUCUUUACUGUUGGACAAAGCCAACUAGAUUGGAUUCAGAGGCACCGUUUAAGGGGUGUUUAUAUGGACACUUUAGAGAACUAUUGUUCGCAUUUUGGACCUGCCUAUGUCCCAAAGCCUUUUACAACAAAUGACAGAAGUACCAAAGGCUACUGAGGAGGUUGGAGUUCAGAGGUCGCGGCCAAUGGCUGCUCCAAGCUUGGCUGCCCUGAACGACUCGCAGACGAGGGAGCUGGGGCCCUGGAGUAACGGGACCGGCGGGCAGUGGAGGCAUCCCUACAAUUACUACGCGGCCUUGCUCAGCCUCCUGAUCGUCGUGGUGGUGUUUGGCAAUGUGCUGGUGUGCAUGGCAGUGUCCAGGGAGAGGGCACUGCAGACCACCACCAACUACCUCAUCGUCAGCCUGGCUGUGGCAGACCUGUUGGUGGCAAUGCUGGUGAUGCCCUGGGUCGUCUAUCUGGAGGUGGUCGGCGAGUGGCGUUUCAGCUGGGUUCACUGUGACAUCUUUGUGACACUGGACGUGAUGUUGUGUACUGCCAGCAUCCUCAACCUGUGUGCCAUCAGCAUCGACAGAUACACAGCGGUUGCCAUGCCAAUGCUAUACAAUACCCACUACAGCUCCAAGCGGAGAGUCACAUUGAUGAUAACCAUGGUUUGGGUGCUGUCCUUCGCCAUCUCAUGCCCACUGCUGUUCGGGCUAAAAAACCACCCCGAUAAAAGGGACGAGACCAUCUGUGCCAUCAUGAACCCUUCUUUCGUCUUAUAUUCCUCUAUUGUCUCCUUCUACGUUCCCUUCAUCGUCACGCUGUUGGUUUACGUCCAGAUCUAUGCCAUGCUGAGACGGAGGAGGAAGCGGGUGGCAGCUAAGAGGAUCAGCGUUGCCAUGGAGCAUGAAGUCCCACCACCCAUAAAGAGUAAGUGCACACACCCAGAAGAUGUCCAACUUUGCACUUUAAUGGUCCAAUCAAAUGGGAGCACCAGUGUGAGUAAAAAGAAAUUGACACUGGUACGAGAAGCAAUCCCUUGCUCUGAAGAAUCUGAGGGGGUCCUCUUUGUGGGGUCACCCGAGAGGUCAAGGCCAACAGGAAGUCCGCUGGCUUUCCAGCUCGGGACCACUUCCGGCUCCUGCCUGAUGGCCGGUAAAUGGAAGGCCCCUUCCUCCAUCAAGGUAUCCGCGGACCCCGAGUGCGAUGGCCAAGCAAGGUUCUUCAGGCGGAGUGCUUUUGAGGUGCGGAGGGUGUCGGACGAGAAACAUGUGCCAGUGGCCAAAUCAGCCGCGAAAGGCAAACUGUUCCACCAGAAGGAGAAGAAAGCAACACAGAUGUUGGCGAUUGUCUUGGGCGUCUUCAUCAUCUGCUGGCUGCCGUUUUUCAUCACUCACAUCCUGAACGUCCACUGCCAGAGGUGCUACAUCCCGCCAGCGCUCUACAGCGCCUGCACCUGGCUGGGCUACGUCAACAGCGCCAUCAACCCCAUCAUCUACACGACCUUCAACGUGGAGUUCCGCAAAGCCUUCAUGAAGAUCUUGCAUUGCUGACUCUGGAACAGGGACCGACUCUGGAACAGGAACUGUGCAAUUGAGAGCCAAGGGACCAGACCAUGAAAUUUGCAACUGUCUGAUGUCUCCACACGAGAGACAGGGGCUUUUAAGGAUCCCAGACUAUAAACACCUCGUCUCUGCUGUCUUCACCACACCCUAACAGGAAGCCAGAAUGAUCACUUCCUGCCCAAGACGGAGGAACAUGAGAGUACUACACACUGGCACCUUCUGAAAGUGACAAUAAAAGGAUGAGUGCUCACAUCACAAUGUUAUGUAGUUUACGUACAGUCUCUACACCUAAACACCUUCCAUCGCCACCUACUCUGAGUUUAGUUGUUGCGUUCCUUACUGAAGUUCCCAUU
Molecule: messenger RNA, 2008 nt
Organism: Carcharodon carcharias (great white shark)
Lineage: Eukaryota; Metazoa; Chordata; Chondrichthyes; Lamniformes; Lamnidae
Product: D(2) dopamine receptor-like
Exons: 8
Coding region: 213-1643 (476 amino acids)
Biological process (GO): adenylate cyclase-inhibiting dopamine receptor signaling pathway; adenylate cyclase-activating adrenergic receptor signaling pathway
Cellular component (GO): presynaptic membrane; glutamatergic synapse
Molecular function (GO): dopamine neurotransmitter receptor activity, coupled via Gi/Go; G protein-coupled receptor activity
Source: RefSeq, a predicted model, not a curated record